Erythranthe guttata (spotted monkey flower) is the source of this 858-nucleotide messenger RNA. Lineage: Eukaryota; Viridiplantae; Streptophyta; Magnoliopsida; Lamiales; Phrymaceae. The record is from RefSeq and is a predicted model, not a curated record.
AUGGCCAACAAGAUUCAAAAGGAGUUCAUAGCCGAGCAUGAAUCAAAGAACAAGUUGAUCAGGUGCUUGAGCCAGUUCCCUUGGGAAAGACAGUUUCGAUCUGCGUAUACGAACAAUCUAUUCAAGAAAGUGCAGGAAGAAAUAUCUUGUAUGUUGUACUGCCAUAUUGUAGUUGAACAAUAUGACCAAACGAGUGGGGUUGAAAAAAUAUCGGUGCAUGAGAAGAGCAAGGUUAAUGAAUUCUACACGAGAGACUUCACGUUCACAGUGGAUUAUACGGUUGAUGGGGAAUAUUUUUCUUGUAAUUGCAAGAAAUUUGAAUUUAUGGGACUAUUAUGUUGUCACAUACUAGUUGUGUUGAGCAAGAAAGACGUCCAAUCUGUAAAUGAACGGUAUCUUCUACGUCGAUGGAGAAAGGACAUAUACAGACGUCAUUAUAGCAUAAUUUUUGCUGGAGGAUACCCGCACAUGACAGAAAAGUACAAGAAAUUUCAAGACGUCGAGAGGGUAUUCCAGGAAUGUGUUGAUAGUGCCAUUUCUAGUACUCAGAAGAUGGAUUUUCUUAAGCAACGAAUGGAUGAAGUAAAGGAUGAGUUGUUGCAAUUCGAUCAACCACCAGUGGGAGAGAGUACCAAUGUAUCUGCAAGGACAAAUGGUGUCGAUUCCGUUGGAGGCACGCCAAUAUUAAAUCCAAAAGUUACUUGUGCUCAUGGAAGGCCGAGACAAAAUCGUUUCAUCUCAGCUAGUGAAGUCAAUCGAGGUCGAAGAGCCACAAGAGGUAGGGGCAACUUGGGACGUGGUAGGGGCAACUCGGGACGUGAUAGGGGUAACUCAGGACGAGAACGAAAUAAAUUUUGA